CUUCCCAGCUGCUGUGACACCUCUCCCCGCCCCCAGCCCACUGCUUGGCUGGAGGCUCUAGGAGGACAGCUGGGCAGAAGGGGAGACAUGACUGUGCCAUGGGGCUCAGCGACGGAGAAUGGCAGCUGGUACUGAACGUCUGGGGGAAGGUGGAGGCUGAUCUCGCAGGCCAUGGGCAGGACAUCCUCAUCAGGCUCUUUAAGGGUCAUCCCGAGACCCUGGAGAAAUUUGACAAGUUCAAGCACCUGAAGACAGAGGCUGACAUGAAGGCCUCAGAGGAUCUGAAGAAGCAUGGCAACACCGUGCUCACCGCCCUGGGGGCCAUCCUCAAGAAGAAGGGGCAUCAUGAGGCGGAGCUGAAGCCCCUGGCCCAGUCGCAUGCCACCAAGCACAAGAUUCCCAUCAAGUACCUGGAGUUCAUCUCGGAAGCCAUCAUCCAUGUUCUGCACAGCAGGCAUCCUGCGGAGUUCGGUGCCGAUGCCCAGGGAGCCAUGAACAAGGCCCUGGAACUGUUCCGGAAGGACAUCGCCGCCAAGUACAAGGAGCUGGGCUUCCAUGGCUAAGCCUCACCCCCCA
This is a messenger RNA of Globicephala melas (long-finned pilot whale), 576 nucleotides long. RefSeq names its product myoglobin (gene MB). Gene Ontology annotation, biological process: oxygen transport. NCBI's taxonomy places the organism in Eukaryota, Metazoa, Chordata, Mammalia, Artiodactyla, Delphinidae. Gene Ontology annotation, cellular component: extracellular exosome. The record is from RefSeq and is a predicted model, not a curated record. Gene Ontology annotation, molecular function: oxygen binding; heme binding.